Molecule: messenger RNA, 738 nt
Organism: Schizosaccharomyces osmophilus
Lineage: Eukaryota; Fungi; Ascomycota; Schizosaccharomycetes; Schizosaccharomycetales; Schizosaccharomycetaceae
Gene: pud1
Product: pseudouridine-5'-phosphatase Pud1
Exons: 6
Coding region: 1-738 (245 amino acids)
Molecular function (GO): phosphatase activity
Source: RefSeq, a predicted model, not a curated record
AUGUCUCCUCAAAAUCACUUGUAUAAAGCCUGCUUGUUUGAUAUGGAUGGUCUUCUUGUCGAUAGUGAAACCGUCUACACCAAAACUACCAAUUUGAUACUAGAGCGUUAUAACAAGGACCCGCUACCUCUUCCCAUUAAGGCUCAAAUGAUGGGUCGUCCUGGUGAUAAAGCUGCCGAGGUUGUAAUUAACUGGUCCCAUAUCCCCAUGACUACACAAGAAUUUGUUGACGAACAACAAGUCAUUCGCGCAAAAUUUUGGUCUUCCAUGAGCUUGAUGCCAGGAGCUGAAGCUCUUCUCCAAUUUCUAAACACUAAAAACGUUGAUAUGGCAUUAGCUACCUCGUCCAACAUUGCAAACUAUCAAAUGAAAACCAAUCAUCUUCGCGACGCAUUUGAUUUGUUCGGCGACAAUGUUAUCACUGGUGAUGAUCCUCGCAUUCCUCCUGGCCGUGGAAAGCCCCAUCCUGACAUCUGGCUUCAAGCUCUAAAUUUAAUUAAUCAAACCCGCGGAAAGCAAAGUCUUCCUCCAUUGUCUCCGAAAGAUUGCAUUGCUUUUGAAGACAGCGUUCCUGGCGUUAAGAGUGCAAAGGCCGCUGGCAUGCAUGUCAUUUGGGUUCCCGAUGCAGCAAUUCUUAAUCUCUUUCACGAUCAAUUAAAAGAGCUUGUUGAUGAUCAGUGUGAACUUUUAAUGAAUUUAGAAGAGUUUCAACCCAAAAAAUACCUUUCAGGUGCUUAG